UAAAGAACUCCACUCCCUAAACUCCAAAAUCCUCCUUUCCUUUUCCCAUCAAAUGACCAAUCCCACCACAAUUCUUCAACUUGCAACCACCACCACCACCUCCAAAAGGCUGAAGCGCCACCACCUCACGACGGAGGACGACCGCCAUCAGUCUUUACUUCCCGGAAUUCCUGACCAUAUAGCCCAACUCUGCCUUUCUCUCGUCCCCCCUUCCCUUCUCUACUCCGUUUGCCAUUCUUGGCGCCGCCUCAUUUAUUCUCCUUCUUUCCCUCCUUUUCUCUCUCUCUACGCUCUCUUCUCACCUACUGAUACUGAAUCUCAACCCCAUCUCUCAAACUCGGUUGAAUUCUGCUCUUUUGAUCCGAUCUCGUGUAAAUGGCAGCUUCUCCCUGCCCCGCCGGCUGCCCCGCCGCUUCGGUUCCUCUUCCGCCACCCUUCCUUCAUACCCCGGAAGCUACCUAUCCAAUCCGUCGCCGCUUCCGGCAACCUCGUCGUGCUCGCAGCCACCGACGAUAACUUCCUGCCUGCCCUAUCCCAACCCCUCGUUUUCAACUCGUUGUCUAAAAAAUGGGCGCGCGGUCCCCCACUCCCCGCGCCGCGCCGGUGGUGCGCCGCCGGCACGACAAGGGGAGCUGUCUAUGUCGCGAGCGGGAUUGGGUCCCACUACAACACCGACGUCGCACGGUCGGUCGAGAAGUGGGACUUAACCAAUCAGUGGCAACGCGGCUGGAUUUGGGAGAAGAUGGGAAAGCUUAAGGACGGGAAGUUCAGCCGUGAUGCGAUCGAGGCCGUUGGUUGGAGAGGGAAAUUAUGCAUGGUGAACGUGAAAGGAGACGCGGCGAAGGAAGGGAUAAUCUACCACGUGGAAAAGGAUUCGUGGGAGGAGAUGCCGGAGGGGAUGCUGGCGGGGUGGAGGGGUCCGGCGGCGGCGAUGGAGGAGGAGACUAUCUACGUGGUGGAUGAGUCGAAAGGCUCGUUGAAAAAGUAUGAUCACGUGAAGGACGCGUGGGUGGAGAUGGUGGAGAAUGAGAUGCUGAAAGGGGCGCAGCAGGUGGUGGCGGCCGGUGGGAGGGUGUGUGUUUUGUGUGCAGAUGGUGCGAGAAUCACGGUGGUGGAUGUGGCGUCGCCGCCGCCGGCGAGACAGUGGGUGGUGCAUGUUCCGUCCGGGUUCCAAGUUGUGGCGGUUCACAUCUUGCCUAGAUUAAGCCACUCCGAUUUUCGGUCCAAGUAAACAGAUUUUUCAUCCAUUUUUUUACUAUAAACACAAAUAUAUUAUUAUUCCAUUAAUUUGGAUAAAAUCCACAUUUUGAUUUUUUUCUUUUUGCUUUUUUAUUUGAUGUUGAAAUACAUAAAUAAUGAAUGCUCAUCUGAAAAUUGUGUACGCGGAAUGAAUUUUUAAUUU
Molecule: messenger RNA, 1402 nt
Organism: Sesamum indicum (sesame)
Lineage: Eukaryota; Viridiplantae; Streptophyta; Magnoliopsida; Lamiales; Pedaliaceae
Gene: KUF1
Product: KAR-UP F-box 1
Molecular function (GO): protein binding
Source: RefSeq, a predicted model, not a curated record